CGACGCCCGUUAAACGUCUUCUUAAGGUUCCGUGCGGCUUCGUAGCAAGCGUGCCUCUUUUCCCUUUCUUUCUUCGUUUUAAUUUGUGUUUGUGUUUGUGUGUUUGGGGUUAGAAGCCCACCUUGGCCGGAAGGAGCCAACAGGUGGCCGCUUGGCACAACAACUGAUGACGAUUUCGGAAUUACGAGGCCAACUCUUCCAACGACUUUCUCAAAUUCAUAUGACGAAUUACAUUGGAUGACAUUUUGAAUGACUACAUCAACAGCACCCUUAAAAUUAAAAAGCCAUUAUUUUGGGAAUAAACCACAUCGUUGUGGUUUAUUCCCACCACAUCAUCAACUGUUAAGAAAACAUGAUGAAUUGUAAAUAGUUAGUCAAAUGUAUUUGUUGCGUCAUAGGCGUGCCAGACGAUGUCGACCCAGUGGCACAGAUGGGAGUUGGGAACUGCGGGGCACGGGGACCGCGCUUAUAAAAGAAGGCCUCUUGGAUAGGAAGUGUCGUAGAAAGCCGCGAUUCCCGAGCGGGGCACCCGCGAGACGUCGUCAGGGAGGCCGCACCGAACGAGACGAUUGCAUUUCAUUUGAAUUACAAAUAUAGCUUUGAUUAGCUACGUAUGCCUGCGACGUAUGGUAACGGGCAGACGAAUUAAACGCGCUUCCGUUAGCUGCUGCAAUAAACCUGCGGAUCCGCCUGUUGCCGUUCAUGAGCGUAUCCAUUUUUUUAAAUGACACACAAAUGAAGUCAGUUUGCAAAUGUAGAUUGAAACUAUAAAAUCCAGUUCCCCCAAUGUCUCCCGACGGGACAAAUUCCAGUUUCUGAUCACGUCCUCGUCUUCAGGUGAAUUAAGUCAAUGGACAACAUUUUGCUUUGUGUGUUGUGAAAUGCUGGAAAGACAACUUUCACAAAAGUGAAAGUAGUUGAAUUGCCCAACUUAAAAUUGUAUUGAAGUCUGUUACUUUGACAUUUUGAGUUCACACCAAAUGUUUUUUUUUUUUUUUUCCUUCUUCUUUUUACAAUGUUACGGAUACUACACCGCAAGAUGCAAACAACAUAUGAGCAAGAAGACGAAGGUGGAAUUUGCCCCCAAAUUAAGCUCUGAGCAGAUAUCCGUGGCGUAUAAUUCGUUGCGCGAGUUCCCUCCCCCGCUGUACAAGUACAAAGUGACGUCAUUUCUUUUUGGCUGCUCAGUUGUGACGUAGCUGUGCUUAGCGUCCGCGACAAGGCCCAUUUGCCACUCUUUGCCAAGCUAACGAUGGCUACACCCCGAAAAUGCGUCUUCGCCGGAUGUCUCAAUUUACAGGACGGCUCGGUGAUGUUUUUUUAAACUCGCAAAAAAAUGAGGAAAAGCGAUGGACUGCCUUUUUUAACGACACGCAGAUGGCGAGCUGAACAUCAACACCGCCGGCCGACUCCGCAGUGCGCAUUUUACGGCGGAUAGUUUCGUAAAAUCUCCCCGGAGACAACUUGGGCAACUUGAUCCAAGCGAACGGGGCAGUGGCGAGCGUCCGAGUACCGGGGCUCCCUCCGACCGCGCCGCCGCCGUGUUCGGCUGUGUCAUUAUGCCGCCGACAGACAACGAGGGUAAGUUGACUUGUGCGCUUAGUUCCGUGAUUAUAGUCCACGAUAAGCAUUCGGCUUUGAAGUCGAACCUUCCUAACGUGAUUGGACAUCGUCUAAGCGAUCACCCCGUCAGUAUGUUGGAUUCCUUCCAUUCGACACGCCCGCAGCGUCUGAGAGCUGAGAGGAGGCCCUUAGUAUUCAAGUUUUGAAACCUGGUUUUAUGUACUUCGCGAUUUGUUUUUUUUAUUCAUUGAAAUUUGGCCGGCUUGUUAACGUGACUCUUCUCUGUGGUGUGUUGAAUUUCCGUGCCAUUUUCUUGGUCUGCGUAGCUCCACUUCAAGGAAAGGAUCAUCAGGUCGGACUCUGAAUCUGUGAAACUCGGUUUCAUGGCUUUUUUUUUCUUCCAGUUGCAGUUCUUGACGUUCCACGAUUGUUACUAGUUACUGAGACCGGACUGACCAUCAUGGGACGUAAAUGUCAUUUAACGCAAUCACCUGGCUCAAAGUCGGUCAUUUCCCUCAAUUUCCUCACCGAGGGUUGAUUUAAUGAAGGACAGACCGCGUCAGCAUUCAUUUGCUUGUCACAGGAUGGAGUCAGUCAAUGCAGCAAUAUUUGGAAAUGAAAAAGACUACAGCUAAAUUAGUCUUUGAUUGAGUAGCAAAUAAUCAAAUCUACACCCCUCUUUUUACAGUGUGCGCCAAAAGUAGGUUUGCAUUUUACAGAGCUAAAACAUUUUAUUACAUUGAUUUUGUUUUUAGCAUAAUUUAAUCUCGUACAUUUUCAAGAUGUGCUCCAUGAAAGUUUUUUUUUUUCUUUUCUUUUUUCUACAUUGUCUUCGUAUUACUAAUACAUUGUCAAGGUAGUAAAGAGUAUGUUCGGAUUUGCAUAAAUACCGUAUGCUGUAAAAAGUGAAAGUGGUCUUUGCCAAGAGCUGAAGACAAGUCAAAUUGGAUUUUUUAUUUUUUUAUUUUUUAAAUCUCUCGAGACAAAGCAAUCAAUCAUGUCACUCUCAGCCACUUAUAUUUUACCGGUACUAAAAAUACCCUGAAAAGUUUCAUUGUUUAGUAUAAAAUCAAGCUAUUAUUGUUCCAUUUGGCAAGAUCUUUGUACCUUUGGAUUAUUUUGUUACUUUGUGACUUUUAAAAUGUCAUAAAAUGAAUAAAACCUUUCUUUUUCACCCAAUCUCAAUCAGCUGUGAUCGACCCCAAUUUUUGGGUCAUCCCUAAUAUAUAUAUAUAUAUAUAUAUAUAUAUAUAUAUAGUGACACCCUUGCCCUCCAUGCUUGUUUGCUGUGUGGAUUUUAACUUUUUAUUUAUUUAUUUGUUAUUUUUUUGAGAAAUGUUCUCAUUUUAGCAGAAUGUUUUUGUAAUGAAGGAAGUGAGACAACUGUUGUAGACCGCGGAAGAGUUGCACAUCCUUCCUGCACGAUGCAAAGAUUUUGCUUCAGUUUAAACUGUGUAUAGCAUUUGGUCCAAAACAUUCGUUUAGUGAAAUGUAAAUGAAACACCGGUGCCACAAACACGCCCGGCGUGCCACCAAUGUUGCUUGGAAAUGCUAAGCUGAAAAUGCUCAAUUUUGUCAGAAAAGUACAUUUCAAAAAGGUUCUGUGAUCACGGUAAUGGCAUAUUAUUUUUCCUAGUCCUUUUUAACAUCUUUCCAAAAUGAAAAUUCUCUUGAACAUUUGAUUCUCACCCGUUCUAGUGCUUAAGUUACUUUAUACGAUAACAUGCUUGCCUACUUGGUGUACUGUGUAUAGUAUAACACAGUAAUGGAGACCGCAGGGCUCACUGUAGUCUCGACUUUCGCAAAGGGGCUAACGUUCGUGUCUCCCGCCGUGUAUCAUCUUCAGCCCGGACCACCACAGAAUGUUUUUUUUGUUUUUUGUUUUUCCUUUCCUUUCCUUGGCAAGAACUGAGCCAUCGAUGCCAGCUUGGCUUUGCUCUGUUUUUGAGAUCUGACCUUCAUAUUUUGAGUUUGUUUUAUAAAUGAGAACUUCUUUUGGAAAUAAUUAUAAUCCACGGUAUUCGUGAAGCGUUCCUCAUUUUAUUUUUUGGAGGACUGGUUAGCACAUCUGCCUCACAGUUCUGGGGACCGGGGUUCAAAUCCCGGCAUCGUCUGUGUGGAGUUUGCAUGUUCUCCCCGUGCCUGGAUGGGCUUUCUCCGGGCACUCCGGCUCUGACUCUAAAUUGCCCGUAGGCCUGAUUGUAAGUGUGUAUGGUUGUUUGUUUCUAUGUGCCCUGCGAUUGGCUGGCGAGCAGUUCGGGGUGUUCGGGAUAGGCUCCAGCACGCCCGCGACCCGCGUGAGGAUAUGCGGUACAGAAAAUGGAUGAAUGUUAUUUACAAUGCACUUUACAUCAAACACGUGAUCUUAAAGUACAAGACGGUAUCACCGUUUCCUUUGGUUGGCCACUGGUGUUUCAAUCCAAGUCACUCACGCGUUGAAUUACAAGUUUUUAAAGUGUUGGUCCUAUUUGAAGUGAAGGGCCUUACUCAUAAACAUUUGUAAUUUUAUCCAGGGACUUUUGAUCGAUUUUUCAUCAAAAAAUUAAAGCAUAGUAAAAUGACUGUCGAUAUUUGUAUUAAGUUUACGCUGUCCGAUUCGGGAUCCUGGUCUUCCUAUUCUUUUGAAUUCCGAAUCACCUUUUCACUGUCCUUCAUAAAACAUUGACUAACCAUACAGGCAAUGUUUUAACAUACUGUAGUCGUGUAUGUGUAAAAAACAAAACAAAAAAACAAACCGAGUUAAUAAAUGUUAAUAGUAAAUUUACAAAACUACAUUUCAAGAAGUGUCAUUGCCAGAUUUGGGCUGCCGCCCAUGACGGCUGCCCGUCAUGCGUGACAGCAGCGUCAACUCGUAUUUUUGGUGCUACUUUUGAGACGUAUUUCCCCACUCAGAGCUCCGAAUUGUGCUACUUUCACCGUCUUGACUCGCGUCCGCCCAGCAACUGCUCUUGUACAUUUGUGGUUUAGAUGCUUGUUUUUAUUUCGUGAGCUCACUUAUUUUUGGUCUUUUGGUUCUGGACCUCUGUCGUGCCGUUUCGUUGGACUAAAUCCAUGAAGUACCUUCUUCCUGUCCAAGCCCACUGACGUGAUAGCCUAACAGAACUCUUUAAUGUGACAUUAUUGCAUCUGACUGGUUUUGAGGUAGCCGUUUUCACUCCAUGAAUGCCGGAUUGAGUACAUCUGUAUUUCUUUUGUAAUGUACAGCGUGUGUGGACUUAACGCACUGUGUCUAAGCAUACGUAAUUCCGCAUGUGUUUUCCUGCACAUAAAGACGUCAUUUGUGUAGCAAACUUGGGGAAGAUGUAAAGCUUGGUAUUUCAACUGCUUGUGGGAUUCUUUCGUCAGCUGCUUUAUUUGCUGCUGGGUGAACGUGUGUGCGCGCGUGUGAAUCAGAUGGAUUCAUUCAUUCACCAGCCCUCUGGAAUUUUAGCCCCGCCCCCAAACCUGGCUUGGAACAAUGUCAACUCCAUUCAUAUCGCAAACUGGAAAUUGUUCUCACUCGUCGGUUCUCGGCAAUGAUGCGGUCAUGCUGAGCAAACGACGACUGUUGUCAACACUCUGACGUCACAGUGUGCGUACGGUACAAGUGAGUGGAUGUUGCCAGACACUUUGGUUUCUUGACGGUGGACCCCCGCGAUAAAGACCGGGCCGGACAGCGAAUAGUGAAAAUCCACGGACUGCACUGCAUUUAUUUGCGCACACGGCAGAAAAUGUGAAAAAAUGCUGAACAAAGAAACUGGGCAAUAAUAUGCAGAGUGAGGAAGGCACAGAAUGGCUGCAGGAGCUGCUGGUCGAAGUGCAGUUGCAGCAGUACUUCCUGCGAAUCAGAGAUGACCUCAAUGUCACACGGCUCUCCCAUUUUGACUACGUCAAGAAUGAAGACCUGGAGAAGAUUGGCAUGGGUCGACCUGGGCAGCGACGACUGUUGGAGGCUGUAAAGAGGAGGAAAGCGAUGUGCAAGCGCAAGUCCUGGAUGUGCAAGGUGUUUAGCGGUAAGCGUCCAGACGGGCUAGACUUUCCCACGCAGGGCCAGCCCGCUUCCUCCUUCCGUAAAGUGUCUCCCACACGUCCCCUGGGCUUGCCGGACGGGGUCCUGGCCUCGCAGCCCGCUGGAGAGGCUCCUCUCGAUGACCAACAGCAGGCCCUGACUUGCCUCAUCACAGAGAAGGACCUGACUCUCUUCGAGAAGCUCGGGGAUGGAUCUUUUGGCGUUGUGAAGAGAGGAGAGUGGCUGACUCCCGCAGGAAAGAUGAUUAAUGUAGCUGUAAAGUGCUUGAAGACGGAUGUGCUCAGCCAGCCUGACUCUCUGGAGGAUUUCAUCUCUGAGGUCAACGCCAUGCACUCGCUGGAUCACCAGAACCUCAUUCGCCUCUACGGUGUGGUGCUCACACACCCAAUGAAGAUGGUGACGGAGCUCGCUCCGCUAGGUUCUCUGCUGGAGCGCUUGCGCUGCGUGCGUCCACAGGGGCCCGUGCCGAUCCACACUCUGUGUCAGUAUGCUGUGCAGGUGGCCUGCGGCAUGGCCUAUCUGGAGCAGAGGCGCUUCAUCCACCGGGAUCUGGCCGCCAGAAACGUCCUGCUGGCAUCAGCUCACAGAGUGAAGAUCGGCGAUUUUGGCCUGAUGAGGGCACUGCCGAACAAUCAUGAGCAUUACGUCAUGCAGGAACACCGGAAGGUUCCCUUUGCGUGGUGCGCGCCUGAGAGUCUGAAGACCAGAACCUUCUCUCAUGCUACUGACACGUGGAUGUUUGGCGUGACGCUAUGGGAGAUGUUCACACAUGGCCAGGAGCCUUGGUUAGGCCUUAAUGGGAGCCAGAUCCUGCAUAAGAUUGAUAAAGAAAGUGAACGUCUCCCUAAGCCAGAAGACUGUCCGCGGGAUAUUUACAAUGUCAUGUUGCAGUGCUGGGCACCGAAAUCGGAGGACAGACCAACUUUUGUUGCCCUACGGGAGUUCUUGCUGGAGAGCAUGCCGACGGACAUGUGUGCGCUGCAGGACUUCCACGAGCAAGAUAAGCUCCUGAUCCAGAUUGAUGAUGUCAUCACAAUCUUUGAGGGCAGAGCCGAGAACUAUUGGUGGCGAGGUCAAAAUAAACGUACCCUCAAGGUGGGGCAGUUUCCCAGGCACGUGGUGACAUCGGUGGCGGGUUUGUCAGCUCACGACAUCAGCCGACCACUCAAGAACAGCUUCAUCCACACCGGUCAUGGAGAUGCCAACCCUCAUCGCUGCUGGGGCUUCCCGGACAGGAUCGAUGAUUUGUAUCUUGGGAAUCCCAUGGAUCCUCCUGAUGUUCUCGGUUUGGACCUCAGUGGAGCUCGGCCCACUCGGCUACCGGGGCGAGCAAAAAAAGAGCCUCCUCAGCCAGCGAUGGUAAUCCAGAAGCCUUGUUACGAUCCUGUGCAUCAGGACGACGACUUGACAUCGGCAGCAUUGACGAGACUGUCACUUGGGAAAGCGAGCGCUGUCAAAGGCCUCAAACUUCGACCCACGGCCUGGGUCUCUUCUUCAAAACAGGGGAGUGACAAGACUUCGGAGUCAAGCCACUACCCCUGGAGAGAAGUGUCCCUCAUUGACUUUGGGGAGGAGCUCCCCCCGCCCACACCCUCCCCGUCACCUGGGGGGGAAAUCCCAAUCCCCUGUCUCGCAAAGCUGGUUUUGGGAGCAGAGAAUCUCUUGGACCGGACACCACCUCAGAGUCCCUCCAGGUCGUUGCCCCGCCCACUUCACCCCACACCCGUAGUGGACUGGGAUGCGCGACCCUUACCGCGACCCCCGGCGUACGACGACGUAGCCCAAGAUGAAGACGAUGUGGAGGUGAGUUCCAUCAAUGGCAUGGAGCUGCAGCACAGUGAGGAGCAGAAGGAAGUCCAUUUUCCAGAGGAGGACAACGCGUCCGCGCAGAAGGUGGAGGGCCUCGAAGAUAACCUCUUCCUCCCCAGCAUGCACAGCCAGGGCCCGACUACCUCAUUUUCCCAGUCUGCAGAAAUAUUCCAGGAACUCCAGCAAGAGUGCAUGAGGAGGCUCAAUGUGCCGACAGGUCAGAGUUCAGCCGCGUGUCUGCGGGCGCACCUCCCCUCCUCUGAGGACAAACCCCAGAUCCCUCCUCGUGUCCCCAUUCCCCCUCGCCCAAUUAAAAGGGGCGACUGUUCAUCCGCUCGGCGCUCCGGGGACCUCUCGCUGUCCCCGACCCCGGCCGACGUCGCAGAGGACAUUUCCUGCUCAGAGCGGGACCGCCCGCCGCGGAUCCCUCCGAGGGAACCUUUGUCGCAGCCUGGCUCCAGGACUCCCAGCCCCAAGGGCCCGGAGGUGGGCUCCCCGCAGCCCGCCGUCUGCUCUGCCAGUCCCACCCCCCUUACCGCCUGCCCCUCCGCGCAGGCCCAAAGCUCCUACCUCUCCACCUCUCCCGGUAUAUUCAUGCCCACUACGCACAGCUUUGCCUCUGAUCCCAAAUACGCUGCACCCAAAGUGAUCCAGGCGCCGGGCAGGGAGUUUGCGAACAAGGGCCCCUGCAUCCUCCCCAUAGUCCGUGACGGACGAAAGGUCAGCAACACUCACUAUUACCUUCUGCCAGAGCGGCCGCCCUACCUCGACAAAUACGGCCGCUUCUUCAGGGAGGCCGAGAGCCUGAGCGUCAGCGGUGCGGAGGACGGACGGCACGUACGGCAGGCGAACACCGCUACGGUUCGACCCAUGGUGCUCGGCGCUUUGCAGGGGGAGCUGAAGGCCAAUUUCUCCACCAACAGUAAUGGCAGUCCUGCACCACUGAUAGGACCGAAGCCAUCAGUUAGUCCCGCCGCGGCUUGUGCAGAAGGUUUGACGACGACGACGGCAGGCACCGCUUCCUGUCCCAGGACGGACGGAUUAGGAAACUCAGCUGACAGAGUCAAAGUGGUGCAGGCGGCAGUUCACGGUGUGACGACGGAGGAGUGCCAAUGUGCUCUUCGCAACCACAACUGGAACAUUCAGAAAGCUGUGCAUUACCUCAAGGUGGAGCAGUUGUUUUGUUUGGGUCUGAGGAGCGGGCCCGAGUGUCGAAAGCUGCUGGAGAUGUGCGACUGGAACCUGGAGGUGGCCAGCACGCAGAUGUUGAGUGACUAUGGCUCCAACGCAGCAGAGGCAAAAAUUGCAGCGGUCCGAACCUCCCAGACACGCUAGCUGGCUACCGCCGUGACGGACGGGUACGAAAGCAGGCUGUAAGAGAAAACCUCUCCGGCUGCAAGAGAACGUCAUCAUCAAUCAAAACAUUUCUGGACCAUCCUGUGUGACCCUUCAGACUGCGGCUGCCGUUUGAAAGAACACGUCACUGAAAUAGCACAAAAUACGACCUUCUCAUGGGGAGGGGGGGAGGGGGGGACUGCUCCACUUAAGAAUUUUUAUGACUUGUCCAAAGCAGACAUGAUAACAAUCCCACUUUUCUGACACUGUUAGGUUCGUGCGUAAGAUCCUUGCGUGGCCAACUUGUCAGACUCUGUUAUUGGUGCUGCAAUUACUCAAGGGAUAUGCCUCUGGUCUUUUCUUCAAGUUGUUAAAAAGUCCAUUUGGAAGGGAAUGUGAAAUGCGAUGAUGAAUUGGACAGCAUAAAUGCACAGAAGCACCUUCCUCAAACCUUAGAGGUCUUCAAAAAGUGCAAUUUGUUGAGUCUCAAUUGAACUGGAAAAGUCAAAAGUGACUGCCUGCGUGGGUUACAUGCCAACCUCCUCCACUGGAUACGCAUUGGCACUUACAAGCAAUUUGGUCUGGGACCAAAUUGCAAAGAGUCAAACUGUACCUCUCAAUUGUCGAAUAUGUGUUUGUGUGUGCGUAGCGUUGUAAAAUGGCACGGGGGCAUCAUUAUGAACACUGGCUGCUGAACUUCUGCACAGCAAAGUAAAGUUGAGCACACACAGAAAAACACCACCUCAAAACAAAGAGCUUAACUCUGCAGCCAGGAGGACACUUUCAUAUGGCUGCACUGGUUUCAGUUCCAAGUUGAGAAUCGGUGGCCCACGUGCUCAAAGACUUCACUUCUUCUAUUGAGCUGAUUCGAAAGCUUUUGAUCUGCCAAGUCUCAUGGAACUGUGCACACCAAAUAAAAGCAGCUAAUAAUGGCAAUGUAGUCAUUUAUGCCCACAUUGCUUCAAGCUACAGCUGGUACAGUUCAUAUAAAAAAGUACGCAACCAUGCUCAGGGGCCAGGUUUUUGUGAUUAGAAAAAAACCUGUAACGAAGACAAAUCACUUGAAAACGGUUUCACUGUUAAUGGAAACUAUACCCUCUACAACUCAAUAAUAAUAAUAAAAAAUAUAUAUAUAUAUAUAUAUAUAUAUAUUUGAAAGGGGAAGUAGAAAUAAACAACUGAGGUAAUGUGAUUGUAAAAGUGUGCACAGCCUCUUCUAACUUUCCAAGGCAUUAAAUAUAACAUUGUGGAACACAGAGAGGACAGUCAUCAUCAUCGAGUGGAGAAAAGCUAGACGUUGCCACCGACACCUGGACGUCCCCUCAAAAAUUGAUGGGAAAAUGAGAAGCAAAACUGGUCCGGAAAGCUGGCGCCACUGAAGGAAUUUCUGCCAAGUCCUGGCUGCGUUUCGUCCAUGUGACAACAAUCAAGCGGUUUCUUCAUAUGGCCGGGCUAUGGGCGAGGGUGACACCCAAGCCAAGCUGCUUUUUGCAACAACAAAAAAAACUUGAAAUCUGCAUGUGGCAAAAUGUGUUACGGUCUGAGGAAACCAAUGUUGAACGUUUAGGCCAUUGUUCCAAAAUGUACUUAACACCGCUCAUCACCAAAACUACCAAGUAUUGGUAUCAGGCCAGUACUUGCGUCAAAAAUUCUCACAUCAACUCCUGCUCGCCACGCUGACGGUUUGCCGAGACGAGCGACUUAACGUAUUUGAGGUUAUUCAGAGCUGUUUCAAAUGCUGGCAGGUGUGUGCUGACUCCUUUUUUUUAACAUGAGCUUGAUUAUGAUUGGUUAAUUCUGAACAUAGCCACAGCCCCACUUAUGAGAGGGUGUGCAUACUUGUGCAAGAACUUUAUCAGUUGUGCUGCACAAAGUUUUGAAAGGAUUUAUCUUGGUCUCGUGGCAUUUGAAUAGGGGUGUGUAGACUUUUUAGAUCUACUGUUUAUUCUGCCCGUUUGUUUUUUUGGGCUAUCGUAAAGUUAUAUGACGAAACCUCAGAUUUAUUUUUCAAGCCGAUCCCUCGACGAUGACUUAUCAAUGUGGAACUCAGUCAACAUGCUCAAUAUUUGGGCCUUUUGUUCAAAGAGAAAAGGAAAUAAAAGACAUUCCAGAA
Molecule: messenger RNA, 10829 nt
Organism: Phycodurus eques (leafy seadragon)
Lineage: Eukaryota; Metazoa; Chordata; Actinopteri; Syngnathiformes; Syngnathidae
Product: activated CDC42 kinase 1-like
Exons: 19
Coding region: 5312-8716 (1134 amino acids)
Biological process (GO): negative regulation of epidermal growth factor receptor signaling pathway; regulation of keratinocyte differentiation; protein phosphorylation
Cellular component (GO): extrinsic component of cytoplasmic side of plasma membrane
Molecular function (GO): protein tyrosine kinase activity; ATP binding; protein binding
Source: RefSeq, a predicted model, not a curated record